Molecule: messenger RNA, 1687 nt
Organism: Anolis sagrei ordinatus
Lineage: Eukaryota; Metazoa; Chordata; Lepidosauria; Squamata; Anolidae
Source: RefSeq, a predicted model, not a curated record
AGGAUGGCAAUAUUUUUGGUGUGUCGGACCGGGUAUAGAACCACAUCAUUAUGUUGCAGGUUCAAUUCAAACUAUGUCAGGAGAAUGAGAUACAUGUUCGAAUUGAAAGAAAAUGAUAAUGCUUGUCAUCAGGCCUAUAAUUCGGGAGCUUUUUUCCUGUUUCACAACCUCUCCCCCCUCUUGCGGCCAAAGGAAAAAAUGUUCUGGGCCCCAAAGAUAAAUGCAGCAGAAAUUAAACAGUUUUUGGUGGAAUUUAAUCAGGAUGAACAGAGGAUAGAGAAUUCCAUGCUUGUCGGCUGUUCGGAGGAAUGCACACCAUACUUUGCUCUGGAUCUAGGAUGGUUGGACAAGGCUUCCAUUGAAUCAAAAUUCAAUGGGUCAUUCACAGACUUUCGGAAGGCCUUCUUCCAGUUAGAAGAAGAAGAAGUAUCAUUGAUUUCAACGGCAAAGGCUCUCCUCCGCUGGCAUGACAACCACAAGUACUGCAGCCAAACUGGGAUGCCCACAAUGAAGAAUCUGGCUGGGAGCAAACGGGUUUGUGACCACAGUGGAACCAUCUAUUACCCACAGAUGUCUCCAGUAGUUAUUACUUUGGUGUCAGAUGGAAGUCGAUGCCUUCUUGUACGGCAAGCAUCAUUUCCCAAAGGGAUGUACAGUGCUCUGUCUGGCUUCUGUGAUGUAGGUGAAACUUUGGAAGAAACUGUGCGCAGGGAAGUUGCUGAGGAGGUGGGCUUAGAGGUGGCCUCUCUGUGGUAUUCUGCUUCCCAACAUUGGCCAUUUCCACACAGCACCCUCAUGAUCGCCUGCCAUGCUCAGGUGCCUCCGCAGCAGAGCGAGAUUAGUAUCAACAAACAGGAGCUGGAAGCGGCCAGAUGGUUCAGCCGUGAGGAGGUGGUGGAGGCCCUUGGAAGGAAACCUUCCAAAGCAAAGGACAACAGUCUCACCUUUUGGGUGCCGCCUAAGCGAGCCAUAGCCCAUCAUUUAAUCCAGGAAUGGAUUAAGCAACAGGACUCUCCACCAUGUCAUGGUUAACUACUUAGCUGAUCAAAAUCUGCUGGUUUUACCACUGGUGUCUUUGUUCCAUGGACCGGUUCUUUCUUUUAUGCAGAAGAUCUGUUGGCAGAGGAAAUUGUACCUCUUAGCACUUUUGCUAAACAGAGUGCCUGUCUCCCUGUUUCUCAUGUUCAACAAUUAGGCAAUAAAGAAUGUGGUACAAUCAAUAAAACGACAUUUUUUUUACAGAUACAGAGUUCAGUGCCUUUGAGUGAGUUGUAUCAUCUGCAUAGAAGACUAAGCUAUAUUUUCCAAGAACUUAGAUUUUAAUACUUUGAAAACUUAUUUUUAGAGGGAGGAAUCAGAUGCCCCUAUGGACAGUCAGCCGUUCUCCAUGUUCCCUGAAAUCCUGUUUAGUAAGUUGAGAGUCGCUGACUUUUUCUGGCCCUACAGUGGAGGCCCAAUAGUUGAGAAAUUCUGUUGCUGCCACAAGUAUCACAUUGGAUUUCAACCAGGAUUUUUUUUAGGAUACUGCAAGAUUUAAACUACCAUGAAUACCAAUUCUGAAUCUGAAUUUUGAUGGAAAUUGCAACCUUCUUCAAGCCUCCUCUAGUAAUUUGUUAAUCUAUGAUUCUGUUUGCUUACUAUUUUGUAUGUUUGUUCUGGUAUGCAGCAGCUUUUGCUUCCUGAGAGG